UCUGGGGGAAGUGGCCCAGGAUAGGCAGCAGGUACAGUACGGGGAGGGCUGUGGAUUUCUGACUCGGCCAAAGUCCUGCAGAGCAGGUAGAGCAGAAUAGGAGGAGAUUACACCUGGCUGGAGGCGGGCAGAGGAGAAACAGGAAGGGGGAAGCUUUCCCAUAUCAGAUCCCUGGAGAGUCCUCUGAGACCCAUGAAUUAUCCCAGCACUCACACCAGAGGAAACUUUGUCACUCUGACGCUGAAUAUAACCAGGAGUGUAGCCCCCUCCUGCAAAGAAUCACACUACUACUUCUGCUGUUCAUAGAGAUGAACAACACAGUGUCUGUACAGUUUUCGGCAAUGGAGGCAAAUGUAUCGAAUUCUACUCUGAAUCCCAACCCAGGUCAGACAACUCUUGGCAGCCUCAUAGAUUUAUUGAAUGUGAACACUGAUACUGGAUCUCCACAGCAGACGGUUUCCAAUACUUCUGCAGAUGGCGAUCAGUUAUUCCUGACAACGGCUGCAGCAAAAGGAAUCGCAGGAGUGUUUGUUUGGACCGCUCUGUUGCUAACUUGUCACCAGAUCUACCUUCAUCUCAGAAAUUACACCAUUCCAAAUGAGCAGCGUUAUAUCAUCCGGAUCCUGUUCAUCGUGCCGAUUUACUCCUUCGACUCCUGGCUCAGCCUCUUACUCAUUGGCAAUGACCAGUACUAUGUGUAUUUUGACUCAGUCAGGGAUUGUUAUGAAGCAUUUGUCAUAUACAGUUUUCUCAGCCUCUGCUUUGAGUAUCUCGGUGGAGAGAGUGCCAUUAUGACAGAGAUUCGGGGGAAGCCUGUGAAAUCCAGCUGUUACUACGGCACCUGCUGUCUCCAAGGAAUGUCAUAUUCUAUUGGCUUUCUCCGAUUCUGCAAACAGGCCACCCUACAGUUCUGCAUAAUAAAACCCAUCAUGGCAGUUGUCACAAUCAUCCUGCAAGCUUUUGGGAAAUAUCAUGACGGGGAUUUUAAUGUUCAGAGUGGCUAUCUGUACAUUACAAUCAUCUACAACUUCUCAGUCAGCCUGGCUCUAUACGCUCUGUUUCUCUUCUACUUUGCCACCAAGGAACUGCUGCAUCCGUUCGAGCCUGUGCUAAAGUUCCUCACGAUAAAAGCGGUCAUCUUUCUAUCCUUCUGGCAAGGGAUGCUCCUGGCAAUACUGGAGAGAUGUGGUGCAAUUCCAGAGGUCCAGAUCAUUAAUGGCAAGCCAGUAGGUGCUGGAACAGUGGCUGCUGGCUACCAGAACUUCAUCAUUUCCAUAGAAAUGCUGUUUGCAGCCAUUUCCCUGCGUUAUGCCUUCACCUGCCAGGUUUACAGAGAGAAAAAAGAGAAUUCAACAGCAAAUGUGGCACCCAUGCAGAGCAUCUCCAGUGGUUUAAAGGAGACCAUGAGCCCCCAUGAUAUUGUACAAGAUGCAAUCCACAACUUCUCGCCAGCCUACCAGCAGUACACACAACAGUCCAUGCAGGAUUCUGAGCACAAAGCACAAGGACAGAACGGGCACACAGGAGCCAGCAAUGGGCACUCCAGCAAAAAGAAGAAACAAAAUGAGAAAAUGAUGCUUAUUAUAUCAGACGACGAGCUCUAGAGCUUGCUAAAUGAACGAGUCUUUCUACACCCAGUUAUUGCAACUGGUUUUGUUUACAGACAAUUCAAGCAUAUGGAUUUGGUAAAGGACCCAUUCAGUAAGUGGGAUACAAGUCCACCCGGAGUGUACGCAAACUGUUGUAUAAAUAUUUCGCUCGGCUGCAUUUCAUGACCUAUGACCUGUGACCAUGCCAUGUAUGGCGCAACCUAAUUGUUAAUAAUCACACCUGUAGCCAAAUGUAUUUUGUUCAUUUCUGAGGUGUAUUGCUUUUGUGCCUAGAAGACCAUUUAUUGUUCUUCUUUUGUGUGUAUUUGUAAUAACUUUUAAUGCCAAAUAAUUAUUAGACCUUUUGUGUAAACAAUUGGAUUACUUUCUCUUCUGCAAUCCAAAAGCAUAUUUUUGAAGCCGAAUGUGACCUAAUUUAUGAUAUCAUUGAAUCUGCGCCCAAGGACAGUUUUGCUGCUGGAGUCGUCGUUAACAGUUUACAUUGAGAUUCUCCUCACACUCGACAAUAACAGAUUCAGAAUAGUAAUGGGACGAUGCGUCAAAGUCAUUUCAUAUCAUCUGCUACUCAUAGCACCAAAUGUUUCACAGAAGAUGGAUAUGAGGAUUCAUGGGAGUAUUGUGUGGUUUUGUGUCUUUUGUCUUCUGAACUGUUGGACAAUUUGAUUAACACAAAACCCAGGAUUGGACUUGCUGUCACGUUCCACUGGACCUCAGUAAAGAUGUUAAACUGUUUUAUAAUAA
Messenger RNA from Pseudophryne corroboree (corroboree frog), 2351 nucleotides. RefSeq names its product transmembrane protein 184A (gene TMEM184A). Gene Ontology annotation, biological process: transport. Lineage: Eukaryota; Metazoa; Chordata; Amphibia; Anura; Myobatrachidae. The record is from RefSeq and is a predicted model, not a curated record. The transcript has 9 exons. Bases 309 to 1604 code for a protein of 431 amino acids. Gene Ontology annotation, molecular function: transporter activity. Gene Ontology annotation, cellular component: early endosome membrane.